AUGGAAAUGUUUGAUAGUUCAAAUUUCGAAGAUUUUGAAUUUACUCAGGCAGAUUUGAGGGAAAUAGCAUUACUCGAGACUAGCAUUGUUCAGCAGGAUGAACAAGAUAGUCAAUCAUAUCUACAGUCGUCAAAUUCAAACGAAGAACAGUUGUGCAUUCCAAAAAAACGGAGACGAUUAAUCAUCCGAAGCGACAGUGAGAGUGAGUCGGAUUCUAUUAGAAAUUACGUGACAAGCAAUAUUACCGCUUCAGACCGUGUGUCAAAGAAAUGGUCACGCCCUAGGCGUCAACAACCUUCUAUUAUACCUUUCACGGAAACUUCAGGUAUGAGUAAAGAAAUUUCUAAUAUAUUGAAAGACGCAGACCCGGGAGCUUUUUAUAGUCUUUUAGUGCCUGAUGAAAUUUUCGAUAUAAUUGUAGAGCAGACCAACUUAUUUGCCUUACAAUCUAGCGAAUCCAAAAAUGUAAAACCGUCAUCAAGAUCUCAUGCUUGGAAACCAACUGAUAGACAUGAAAUUAAACGCUUCUUUGGGCUUAUUUUAUAUAUGGGUCUUGUAAGACUUCCAAAGUUAAAUUAUUACUGGAGCAGAGAUAAAAUAUUAGGGCAAACAUUCCCAUCUACCAUCAUGAGCCGAAAUAGAUUCGAAAUUAUUCUACAGUACCUACAUUUUAGUAAUAACGAAACAGCAAAUAAAUCUGAUCGAAUAUUUAAGAUAAGGCCGAUUAUAGAUAUGGUUAAUAUUACAUUCCAAAAAUAUUAUUCACCAAAAGAAGACAUUUGUGUAGACGAAAGUCAGGUUCCAUUCAGAGGACGUAUUGUUUUUAGACAAUACAAUAAAAGUAAGCGUCAUAAAUAUGGUUUAAAGCUAUUUAAACUGUGCACUACACCGGGGUACACCUGCAAACUUUCACUGUAUAGCGGUAAAAAUAUCGACACAGUAAACACCACGCCUACGAAAGUGGUAAUGUCUCUUUGUAGUCAAAUAUUAAACAAAGGGCACACUUUGUCAACUGACAAUUGGUACACAAGCUUAGAGUUGGCUUACAAUUUACUGGAACAUCAAACGCACUUGAUUGGAACUAUUAGGAAAAACCGAACAGGUUUACCUAAGAGUGUAGUAGAAGCCAAACUCCAAAAAGGAGACUUCAUUGCUAUGGAAAACGAGGACGGUAUUACAAUUUUAAAAUGGAAAGAUAAGCGGGAUGUGAUAAUGCUAUCUACAAAACAUUCCGAUAGAAUGUCAACAAUCACUAAAAAGGGCAAACAAGUUACUAAGCCGAAAAUGAUUUUAGAUUACAAUAAGUCAAAAGGAUCUGUCGAUUUGAGCGACCAAAUGUCGUCGUAUUCGUCUCCCUUGCGCAAAACUGUAAAAUGGUACCGGAAACUUGGUAUUGAGAUUUUGUUGAAUAUUGCCAUAGUUAAUGCAUGGGUUAUGUUUACCGAAAGUAGGAACACAAAAAUGUCCAUUGUAGAGUUUCGAAAGUCUCUAGUAGAGUAUCUAACAUGUUCGUCAGAUUCUCAACAGAACGAGUCAGUAGUAACGGUAUCAAGACCCAAACGAUUAAAGCACGAGUUGCAAACAAAAUCCGGGAAAGUUAGAAAUACUAGACGAUUUUGUGUACAGUGUUACAAAGAUAUGGUAAAGCAAUUUGGACGAAAACAGGCGAAAAAUAAAACUAAAAAGGUCAAUACUUUUUGUGGUCAAUGUGAUGGAGAACCACAUCUCUGUUUAAGUUGUUUUAAUAAAGUUCAUCGUUAUGUGUAG
Molecule: messenger RNA, 1767 nt
Organism: Melitaea cinxia (Glanville fritillary)
Lineage: Eukaryota; Metazoa; Arthropoda; Insecta; Lepidoptera; Nymphalidae
Product: piggyBac transposable element-derived protein 3-like
Exons: 1
Coding region: 1-1767 (588 amino acids)
Source: RefSeq, a predicted model, not a curated record